Molecule: messenger RNA, 2947 nt
Organism: Physcomitrium patens
Lineage: Eukaryota; Viridiplantae; Streptophyta; Bryopsida; Funariales; Funariaceae
Product: glycerol-3-phosphate acyltransferase RAM2
Biological process (GO): cutin biosynthetic process
Cellular component (GO): membrane
Molecular function (GO): glycerol-3-phosphate 2-O-acyltransferase activity; phosphatase activity
Source: RefSeq, a predicted model, not a curated record
UCAAUGCUGAAUUGGGGCGACAGCCGGCUUGACCCAGAACGCAGGGCGCCAAAGGACCCGCCCCAGCUCGCCGACCUUGGCGGCCCUGCCCAGCUGCCCCCCUCCUCCACGUCAAUUAACCGAGCCCAUAUAUUCAUGGUCAAGCGCCCCUCAAUGCCUUCACUCUAUCGGAGCUGGGCAGUGUAGCAAUUUCUGUCUUCGUUUGCUGCACGAGUUUUACCACAUCCAGCACUUCGGUGCCAGCCUUAGAGUUGACACAGUUGAAUGCUGUGCGAGGACAAGAUCGAAUCAGUAGCCGAGUUUUGAAGAACGUUUCACAUGCCGGUGUCGUGGUGAUCCAGCUGGCUUUUGUGCGGCUGCAGCAGCAUGAUUGAUUAGCGCCAGGCAUCUUCGAUUGGGGAUCGUCGACACCCGUAUCCAUCCAAUCCGAUAGUUCAGGUUUCGCAAUUGGCAGCUCCGUCGUCAAGAAAGGAUUCACUUUGUGUUGGGCGUGAUAUUAAGUUUCUAGACCGGGAAACAUUGGUCAUUCUAGCUACGUCCACUGCAUUAUUGUAGAAGCUGCUCGCAGGCGAUUGCUGCUUGGAGGUGCGUCAGCGAGUGGGUGUCCUCACCAACAAGUGGAGGGUGAUUUUGUACGACUUAGAGUCUAUUUUGACUUGAGCUGCGGGAAGUGGCGAAAGUAGAGGUUCGCAUGCAAGGCAGUUUGAAGGUGAUAUCAGUUGGUGCCACGACUGUCGAACAAGCUGGAGGACUUUUCAGCAGUUCGAUUUGUGGCAGAGCAAUUCCAGACCUGGGCCUCUAGGUUCUGGAAGCCAGCUGCCACCAUGGAAAUGCAGCAACUCGACCCAUUGACUAGUUUUCACUGCAGUGAAAGCUUCGAAGGAGUGGAGACCUGCAGAGUGGAAGGGCGUGCGAACCAGAGCAUUGUUUCAGAUUUGGACGGAACGCUUCUGCGGUCAAGAAGCUCUUUUCCCUACUUUAUGUUGCUCGCUUUCGAAGCAGGGAGCCCACUCCGGUCUGUCGUUCUUCUGCUUAUUUCUCCCGUAGUAUGGCUUGUCUACAACUUCGUCUCCGAGGCAGCUGGGAUUAAGAUGCUCAUUUUCGUCUCGCUGGCGGGACUCAAAGUGUCCGCCGUCGAGUCAGUGGCGCGGGGUGUUCUGCCCAAAUUCUACUUGGAAGACAUGCACUCCAUCAGCUACCGAGUCUUCACCUCCUGCGGGAAGCGCUACGUCGUGACGGCGAAUCCAAGGAUCAUAGUGGAGCCGUUUCUGAAAGAGUAUCUUGACGUAGAAGCUGUAAUGGGCACUGAACUACAAAUCUCGAGCGGGGGAUAUGUCACCGGUUUUGUAACGGGCCCCGGUGUACUCGUUGGUGCUGUCAAAGAGCGAGCUGUGAAGAAAUACUUUGGACCCGACCCUCCGGACGUCGGCCUAGGAGACAGGCAGAGCGACUUCUUAUUCAUGGAUCUCUGCAAGGAAUCUUACAUUGUACACAGCGACAAGGAUGUGCCCGCCGUGUCGAAGGAAGACUUCUUAAAACCUCUUAUCUUCCACGACGGUAGACUGGUGUGCCGUCCUACGCCGCUGAUGUCGCUUAUCGUCAUGCUAUGGUGUCCUAUUGGCUUUGUCCUUGCCGUUGUUCGGAUGCUCAUCGGCAUUGCGUUGCCAAUGUGGUGGGCGCUUCCUCUUGAGGCAAUGCUCGGCGUCACCGUCCGUGUGAAAGGAAUUCCCCCGACGUGCCCCCUCCGAAACAAGAAGCGGGGUGUGCUCUUCGUGUGCUCUCAUCGCACUCUUCUUGACCCUAUUUUCUUGUCCAUUGCCGUUCGAAGGAAAGUCACUGCAGUAACAUACAGCAUCAGUCGGCUCUCCGAAGUGCUGUCCCCAAUCCGCACUGUGCGCCUCACGAGGGACAGGAACACGGACGCCAACACCAUGGCAAGUCUAUUGGAGGAAGGUGACCUUGUGGUGUGCCCCGAGGGCACCACUUGCCGGGAGCCUUAUCUGUUGCGGUUCAGUUCCUUGUUCGCUGAGCUGACGGAUCAAAUUGUCCCCGUGACGAUGAAUAUCAAAAUUACCAUGUUUCAUGGGACGAGCGCUCGAGGCUGGAAAGGCAUGGACCCCUUCUUCUUCUUCAUGAACCCUUGCCCUAAGUAUGAGGUAACAUUUCUGGACCAACUCCCGCAUCAGCUGACAUGCAAUGGCGGAAAGACCAGCCACGAGGUGGCGAACUACAUUCAGCGCGUGUUAGCGAACUCUCUUGGAUUUCAGUGCACCAAUCUCACGCGCAAGGACAAGUAUACUGUAUUGGCCGGGAACGAUGGGAUUGUGCCGGAUCACACUCUGCGGCAGCGAGCUGGCAGAAUGUUCGGCUUGUAGCGAUUUUAGGGUUCGUUUGGAAUGCUCCAGGGGGCGAGUCGCAGCGGCAGUUGGAGGGACUCAAGGCUGCAGAAGACCAAUUUGUUUUCCUCGAAUUGUGACGAGUUUGGAGAGAAAGAUCCGGUCCCCCGCUAUCACCCAUUUCUGCUGGCUUGCAUUGCAUGCAUCUGACCCGACCUGAAUUGAGUUGAGUUUAUGCGAUUGAUCGAUUGAUUGACAAGGGCUAGAAAACCAUUGGUCCAAUUUUACGAGUAUAGGCAUCGUUUUACAAUUCGGAAGUUGAAUCAGACAACUCCUUUCUAGCAAUUGGAGCGUAUUGCUAACUAUACGAAUAGAUCAAUAUAGAUGGAGGUUGCUCUACCCGCGGCGGUAUCAGAACACUGACUGCUUUUUAGAGAUUACUUGUAACUUCGGCUCAUCACUGGAUUAACCUUAUUGCCGACUAUACCCAUACUGUAGGGCUCUAGCUAGUUCCGCUGCUGGGUUGCAUUGAACGCAAGGACUUGUGGUUUGUAUGAUGUAAUACAUUUAACAAUUCAUCAGAGGAUAUUGACCAUCUUCAUUCACCGAAA